AUGCCCUCAUUCUCCACCGGUAGUCCCCUCCACAUUGAUCUAAGCCAUCAUCACCAUACUAACAACCAACAAGCGCAUAAAGCGGAUAUGGAAGAUCUGGAGAGUAGCAGCGAUGUGGAGAAUGCGUUGAUCAAUGGCGCCGAGCAUCGCACCGAGCAAUUAAAUUCAUCUUCUUCUUCGAAUAUAGGGAGGAGAGGCGUCCACUGUGUGUCCAACUCCCUUCGAUCCAUACUUUUCCUCUUCCGACUCCUCGCUAUCUUCCCGACGUCCACCGACCGUACGCCACGAAGAAAAAGGAGUCAUAAGUGGAUUCUGAAAUGGGUACUGUACCUCAACUAUAUCGCCCUGGCGGUGCUCCUCAACUCGUUUUUGAUCAAGAUGAAUUUUCGGGUUCUUAUGUUGUAUAAGCACAAAUUCGGGCUAAUGCAUACGGGAACAGUGUCAUCUAUGAUAACAGCGACGAAGCCGGUCAUCAAUGUGUUUGUGAUUGUACUAUCGGCGAUUAAGUUCAAGUCACAUCAGAGAUUGUUGAAGACAAUCGACAUGGUGGAUGUGUGCUUCAGAAGUGCGUUCGGCGUCUCCCCACCGCUUCGAAUCUACAAAUUUGUAUUCUUCUUCACUCUGCUCAUCGUCUUCUCCUCAGCCCUCAUCCUCAAAAUAGUGGAAUUCGUUGGCACGGAACAAGUCUUUGGAGAGCACAUCCUUACGGAUAGCAGUUUUAUAUUGGUGCCCGUGUUGAGCUUGUGGAAUAUCAUUCCUCUGCUUUACUACCACUUGUACAACGUGUUGGUUCGAUUCUACUGCAGAACCUUGAUUAAAUCUAUGAAUCGGGAGCAUAAAAAACGACAUUUUAGUCUGAAAUUUUAUUAUGAGCAAUUCACGAGAAUCACAAAUGUACAAGAAGCAGUUGGCGAUGUCUUCAACCCGCUACUCCUAUUUUCCCUGGCAUGGAGUCUUCUGGUAUUGUGCCUCACUAUUUAUUUCUUGUCGGAACCUACUUCUACGUUACUAGUGCCAAUCACCCCGGAACAAGUCCACAAUCAAAAAAUCCGAGAAAAAUUGAAUAUCACUGUGCAUGUGUCGAUUUGUUGGGCGGCGUAUCAAGUGAUUAUGGCGGUUCUUCAUAUUCUGAUUAUUUGUUCGACAGGGAUGAUGACUAAUGAGACGACCCGCCAAAUCGUCAACGCCGUGCUCCGUAUCGUCCCCGACGCCAACGCCGAUCUUGACCGCUUUCAAAUCUCCUGCUUCGUCCACAAAAUGACCACUCAAUUUAUGUGGGGAAUGACGGUGUGGAGAGCGUUUCCACUGGAACGCACCACUUUCUUUACGCUUAUUUCGGUUAUUGUGACCUACUCCUUGUUGCUAUUCCGAUUCAAGGACGAUAUGGUACAGAAUCCGCCGUAUAUGGCGGCGAUGGCUGUGUUUAAUCAGACGACGUCGACGAUUGCGCCGGCGGCUAGUGGAUAA
Caenorhabditis remanei is the source of this 1467-nucleotide messenger RNA. RefSeq lists its product as uncharacterized. Gene Ontology annotation, biological process: sensory perception of taste. Bases 1 to 1467 code for a protein of 488 amino acids. The transcript has 8 exons. The record is from RefSeq and is a predicted model, not a curated record. NCBI's taxonomy places the organism in Eukaryota, Metazoa, Nematoda, Chromadorea, Rhabditida, Rhabditidae. Gene Ontology annotation, cellular component: dendrite; neuronal cell body; axon.